AUGGAAGAUUCAAAGUCUGGGAGCUCAUACAAAUUGAUCGAUCGUCUUGACAAUGAAGACGAAGCCACUUCCCUGCUGGAGCCUAGAAUAUAUCCGAUUGAUUCAGAACAAAUACAGGAUUGCCCUCCGUACAAAGGAUUUUCGUGUCGUUGUGAUAGUGAUAAUUCUUGUUAUGUUCUCAGUAAAUUUGGCUAUUUUAGUACGGAUUUCGAUUCAAGAAAGCAAGAAUUAUCAGUGACCUGUAUUAUUACAGAAACGGAAAAUAUUGAUUUUCUACUCGAGCAUAACUUUCAGUCAACUCUUCUAAAAACACAUUACAUCAAUGUGUGGAAAUGUAAAGAUUUUACGCCCGAAAAGUAUAUGAAUAACCAAGUACGAGAAAUUCUGAUGUAUACGAAUGAGCAGCAUAAAUUAACGGUAUUAUAUAAUAGAGACAUUGUUACAAAACCAGCUUUUGGCUUUUAUGAAGCAAAUAAUAUUGAAUUAAUUAUAGCAUCAUCAGCAGGCAUCAUAACCGUCCCCAAGGAUGCAUUUCCUGCAAAUACUGAAUUGCAAACGUUUAGAGUAAAAAAUUUAUACCAGAACAUGACGCUGCAAAACUUGACGCAAGAGCAUUUUCAAAACCUUGUUACGCUCAGGCGACUUGACUUAGCCGGUAAUAAUAUGAAAAUUUUGGACGAAAAUGUCUUUGCAACACUUACGCGUUUGAAUUUUCUGAACUUGAGCCACAAUGGAAUUGCGGAGUUAUUACCAAAUCAAUUUGCUAAACUGGACAAACUGAUAAUACUGGAUCUCAGCUACAACUCGUUAACAUAUUUAAGUCCUAAAUUUUUCGAGCAAACACCUUUGUUAUGGCAAUUAAAACUAAAAGGCAAUGAAUUGCACGAUACAACAAAUAUUAUAAAAGUUCUCAAACCGUUGAAUUUUCUACAUAGGCUAGACUUAAGCAAUAAUAAAUUGCGAUCGAUUUGGGGCAAGGCGAGUUACGCCAAUGCCCCAGCUGCAUUGUCUACAAAUUUACAUAACAGCAAUUUGCCGUUGACCUUCGAUUUAGCAGAAGCUCUGAAUUAUAUCAGCACAUUGCAACCUAACGAGUACGACCAAAGCAAGCGUACGUUGAAAUCCAUAAAUUUAAGUCGCAAUCUUCUGAGCGGGUUUAAUAUGGAUUGGAUUUUUGAAAUCAGUAUUACAUGCCCUUUCAAAAUUAACUUGGAACAAAAUUUGAUUAAACACGUGUAUGCUUUAUCAAAUUUACUCAAUACAACUAACGACUGUGAAGGCGAAAUCAAAUUGACUGGUAACCAUAUUGAAUGCGAUUGUAAACUAGCAUGGAUUUACAAUAAUAACUAUAGCAGUCGUAUUAUCCUCUUGGGUUAUAGCAGGUAUUUCAGCGAUCUGCAGUGUAAUCAGACGUCAACCAAUCUAGUAACGAAUUUCACACAGCUUCGACGACACGAGUUGUGCGCAUGGCAACCGGUGCAAUGCCCCAGAAACUGUGUGUGUUUCACAAAGUCUAAAUUGUUGCACAUCAAUUGCAUUGGCGCACAACUCAGCGCUAUGGAAGAGCUGCCACGUCCCGAGCAGGUAUUGCUUACGAGUUCGUUACUCGAUAUAAGCAAUAAUCGUUUCACUGUUCUGCCGCUAAGCACCACCUUCGGCUACGCCAACGUUUCAAAGCUCUACGCCGCGAAAAACCAAAUCACCAACAUAAGUCUCUUGGAACUACCAACCGAUUUGACGGUUUUGGAUCUACGAAAUAAUCGCUUAAAAUCGUUAUGUGCUGAUUUUUUGCGUGUAUUUCUCAAUGAGAGCACGAAACUACAGCUUCUGUAUCUCAGUGCAAACCCUUGGUUUUGCGACUGUUCUUCACAGCAGCUUCUCUACACCGUACGUGCACAUGGGCAACGCAUACCCGAUGUCGAGCAGUUACGCUGUAAUAACAAACCCAAUGUUACUCUCCUAACAGCAAGCCUGAGCGAAUUGUGCCAAACUGAGAACAGCGUUAAACGUUAUCAGUACAUGAUUGCAGCUAUCACAACUGCAGCGUUAAUCAUCAUUAUUUUCCUUCUUAUUAUUGUAUUAUUCUUUAAAUAUAAAUUGCAAGUUAAAUUCUGGUUAUUUGGUCACAAGAUAUUGCGUUGUUGCAUUCGGGAAUACGAGCUGGAUGAGAAUAAAACGUCCGAUGCGUUCAUCUCAUACGCGCAUCAAGAGGCUGACUUUGUCAACCAUUUAUUAGUGCCACAGCUUAAGGGGGGCGAACCACCAUUUUGUGUAUGUACGCACGAACGUAAUUGGCUAGCUGGCGCUUAUAUACCUGAACAAAUCAUCGAAUCGAUCGAACAGUCGCGACGCACGAUCAUUGUGCUCUCGCAGCACUUCAUCGAAUCUGAAUGGGCGCGCAUGGAGUUUCGCACAGCGCAUCAGUGCUCCUUGAACGAAGGUCGUGCGCGCAUAAUUAUGAUUAAAUACGGUGAAAUUAUCAACAGUGAAUUAUUGGAUAAGGAAUUGAAGGCAUAUUUGGAUAUGAACACAUACUUGGAUUGGCAAGAUGCCAGAUUUUGGGAUAAACUACGCGAUGCUAUGCCACAUAAAGUAGAUAGAAAACCGAACACCGAUAUGCUUGAAGUUAACGGCAGAUUUUACGUUAUGGGGCAAGUUGAAAUGAAUCAUUUGCGUGGUGAGAACGGUUAA
This is a messenger RNA of Bactrocera dorsalis (oriental fruit fly), 2691 nucleotides long. RefSeq names its product protein toll-like. Gene Ontology annotation, cellular component: membrane. Lineage: Eukaryota; Metazoa; Arthropoda; Insecta; Diptera; Tephritidae. The record is from RefSeq and is a predicted model, not a curated record. Gene Ontology annotation, biological process: immune response; toll-like receptor signaling pathway. The transcript is spliced from 3 exons. The coding region runs from base 1 to 2691 and encodes 896 amino acids. Gene Ontology annotation, molecular function: protein binding; transmembrane signaling receptor activity.